UGCGAGAAAACGGCCGGCCGUCCGCGGCGAAUCUAACGGCCAGCGGCGACGCUGUAUCCACCAGCACGGCGAAACCGCCGCGUCGUCCGCACGCGCGACAGUCUCUCGUCGGCCGCCGCUCUCCCUCGAUUCGCGCCGGCGGCGAUAACUUCCGCUUACGAGCGCGCGGGAUGGCGUCCGCGCUUUGCUCUCCCCGCCACCACCACCGCUCAUAUCUCUGCCGCCGCCUCCGCCCCGCCCCUCCUAGCCAAGCCCGUCCCCGGAGCGGCCCAUCAGGAUUGGACACCACAAGGUUCCUUCGUUCCCGCCCGAUGUCCACCGGUAGGGGCUGUCCCGCAUCGCGUUCGUCCAUGGAAGCAUCCGACAGCAACCAAGGACCAGAACAUCUCGUUGUUCUGAUUCAUGGUAUCAUGGCAAGGUCAUGGAAAGCUGAAGAACACAUACACUUCAUUCAGGGCUCCUUUGAUUCAAGCUGAAGAACACAUACACUUCAUGGCUCCUUUGAUGCAAAGGUUUUCUUAGGAACUUUGGAGGAUUAGAAUCCUUAGGAAUUUGUCCUAUGUUGGUUAUUUGAUUCAUAGGAUUGAAUCUCAUAGGAAUUUUUCCUAAUGAUUUCUUUGUACUAUUUCCCAUAGGAUUUCUAGCAUCCACUCAACCUCUUUAAAAGAAUUCUUUGUUUUUCCUAUGAUGCAAUCAAACAAACCCAAAAUCCUGUAGGACUGAGAUGGGCAUGUCAUGCCAAUCCUAUGUUUUUCCUAUUCCCACGUUUUUAGAAUCCUACGAAUCAAAGAGGCCCCAAACCAUUUUAAAAGAAUCCUUUGUCUUUCCUAUGAUGCAAUCAAACAAACCAAAAUCAUGUAGGAUUGAGACGGGCAUGUCAUCAUAUGCUAUGUUUUUGCUAUUCCCACGGUUUUAGAAUCCUACGAAUCAAGGAGGCCCUUAACUUAUGUUUGCUAUCAUUAGAGCUGACAUAUCUGUACGUUUUUUCAAGGGCUCGAGGCAACUUAUGUUUCACGUUGAAUGCAUUGAAAUAAUCAGCAAGUUGUGAAAAGCUGACGAACAAAUACAGUUCACUUAAUUUAUGUUGGCUAUGGUUACAGCUGAACUAAGUUGCAUCGAAACUUCUACCAAGUGGCAUUACCAUUUCAGACUUGUUUUUGGAAACUACAAACCGAACAUUUGUUAGGGCUGAGAUGCAUCCAAUGACAUUUGGUUGAGGUGUUGGCUUCGUUUUUAGGAUAAAACAUGUUUUUGAAGAUAUAGUACUGUGCAACAACAGCAGCAUGUAGAAAUAAAUUGGCAUGCUAGCAAUAUUUUCACCCAAAAGAUAACAGAAUUAUGAUUUCCAGAAAAUGAGUCAAACGAAUAAUGAUUACUGAGAAUCUGCGGCUAGUAGUACUUCUGACAGCACCAUAUGAA
Messenger RNA from Triticum aestivum (bread wheat), 1419 nucleotides. RefSeq lists its product as uncharacterized. NCBI's taxonomy places the organism in Eukaryota, Viridiplantae, Streptophyta, Magnoliopsida, Poales, Poaceae. The transcript is spliced from 3 exons. The coding region runs from base 171 to 476 and encodes 101 amino acids. The record is from RefSeq and is a predicted model, not a curated record.